UCUGCAACAGAAUGAACUGGGAAUGAAUUUUUCUCUCUGUAACUCACUCAUCAACACUUCUUCAUCUUUCUAAACCCAGAUCUAAGAGUUGUGAAGCAGCGAAGAAUGUCUAUAGAGGAUCUUCCAGUGGACAUAAUUUCGAAUUUGCCAAUCGGUCUGAUCGGUGAAAUUCACUCUCACCUUCCAUGGAAAGAAGUAGUGAAAACUAGUAUAUUGUCGAAGAAAUGGCGAAGCAUUUGGUAUUCUCAUCCUAUAAUUUGGUUGGACGAAACGGAUUUUGGGGCAGACUAUACAAAUUACAGUUGUACAGACAAACCCAGAAGAGAUGCCUUCUUUACUCACAUGAUGGAGUUGUUAGAAAUCCGUGAGAGGAACUCUGAAUUGGACUACAGUGUUAACAAACUGUUUCUUCGAAUGACACUUGAAUACGAUCCUUCUGCUGAACAUCUGGUAAACAAGUGGAUUUCUUUUGCCUUGGAGAAAAAGGUUAGAAUGAUAUGUCUUGGUCUAAAGAAGAUUAAUCGUACUCUUUACUACCUGCGUGGAAUUGCAUUUUCCGGUACUGAAUUAGUUGGUUUAACUAUAUCGGAUUGUCACAUUACUAAUUGUUCAUUCAAGCUUCCUGCUCUUAAGCUUCUCUUUCUAUUCGCUGUUUGCAUUAAGGAUCAUGAUUUCAUGGAUCUCAUUGCUGCUUGUCCUCGAAUUGAAAAAUUACGUGUUCUGGAUACUCGAGAGUUGCAUACUAUUGUAGUUUCAAAUCCUCAUCUGAAAUUUUUUGGAGGGAAUCUUUCUUGUUCUAAUGGUAAAAUACGUAUAGAGUCUGCAGAGUUUGAUUCACUUGAAUUUUCAUUCACCAAGUACGUGUGUAAAGUAGAGAUUACUUCCGCCACAACUGUAAGAGAGUUGACAGUGCGAAAUGCUAAUAACCACGAGGCGUUGAUGCAUUUGAUAAAUAAAUUCCCUCUACUUGAGAAACUCAUCAUACAUGAUUGCAGUAGGUUGCAAAACCUUCAUAUUUCUCAACCAAAUUUGGCUAGCUUGGUGCUGAUGGAUUGCACGGUAGUACACUUGGUACGACUAACUACACCCAAGUUGAAAUCGUUGGAGUAUAAGGGUCAACACACAAAUUUUGAGGGCAUAGAAGAUUUGGAAGAACUGGAAUUCGUUCUGUUGUAUUUAGAACCUGUAGACAUGGAUACAUACUGGUGGUACAAAUGGCUUCGAGAUAUUUUGAAGUUGUGUGCUCGUUCCAAGCAUUUGAGUGUGAUUUGCAAUAGUCAAAAGGUUAUCAUCAUUCCUGAAUAUCUAAGACAUUUAGUGUCGAUAACUGAUAUGGAGCAUCUGGAGUUAGAAAUUAAAACACUUGAUGGUACUUUUAAAGAGGUUACAGAUGAGCUCAUCCGUAUUCUUCCAGAUUUGAAGACUUUGUCAUUGACUUUGGGUUCCACCACAAAGUUCUUCCAGAUUCGUAUAGACGAGGAUGGUGAUCUCUCCGCAGAAGAAGAAGCGCACAAUCCAAAACCUAAUAGGAGAGUAUCCAUUCUUAGAAGUAUGAUCAGCAAACAGAUUGGAGAAUGAUUUUGUUCUGUUUUUCUACUUACUUUGCAUGAUCCUCUGUUGACAAAAACUCAUCAAGUUACUGUUUGUUUCUCUACAUUUCGGUGAAGAAAUAUUUUGUUGAUUUGCUACAAUCAAAUAUUUCGUUAAUCUC
Messenger RNA from Solanum pennellii, 1711 nucleotides. RefSeq names its product F-box/FBD/LRR-repeat protein At5g53840-like. The transcript is spliced from 3 exons. Gene Ontology annotation, molecular function: protein binding. Lineage: Eukaryota; Viridiplantae; Streptophyta; Magnoliopsida; Solanales; Solanaceae. The record is from RefSeq and is a predicted model, not a curated record. Bases 106 to 1578 code for a protein of 490 amino acids.